Messenger RNA from Malurus melanocephalus (red-backed fairy wren), 3564 nucleotides. It is a transcript of the gene PLCD1, whose product is annotated as phospholipase C delta 1. Gene Ontology annotation, molecular function: phosphatidylinositol-4,5-bisphosphate phospholipase C activity; calcium ion binding. Bases 1070 to 3484 code for a protein of 804 amino acids. The record is from RefSeq and is a predicted model, not a curated record. NCBI's taxonomy places the organism in Eukaryota, Metazoa, Chordata, Aves, Passeriformes, Maluridae. The transcript is spliced from 15 exons. Gene Ontology annotation, biological process: phosphatidylinositol-mediated signaling; lipid metabolic process.
UUCCCUUCAGAAAAGGUCAUGGCUAGGGUAGAGAUGGAUUUUACUCCCAGCCAUUGCCAGGACAAUGGGGAAUGGCCAUGAGUUUCAGGAAAGGAAAUUUAUAUGGGUCAUAACAAACACAUUCUUCACUGAGAACAUCUAAGCUCUUGUACAGGGAUCUAAAUUGCCUUUGGAGUCUCUGUCCUUAGAGAUAUCCAAACUCACCUGAACAAGGCUACAAGCAACCAGAUCUGCCUUUGAAGGUGACUCUGCUUUGAAUGGCUGGUUGAACAAGAGAGCCCUAGAGGUUCAUUUCAAUCUGAAUUGUUCUGUGAUUCUGUGUAAUCAGUGACUGGUUAAACCCUUGAGGGGGCUUAUUCCUAUAYCAGUGUGCAGGGUAAAUCUGAAUURCAAGAAUAAACCCAAAGCUAUGCAGAAAUGUGGGGUCAGUGACUCACCCAAGUCACACAGGAAAUCGGUGGCAGAGAGACACUCUCCGGACUCUUAGGAAAAUACUCUUCUGUUGGUGGAAAAGGAAGAGCGUUAAAACACAGUUUCCGAGCCUCUUUUGGGCCACAUCUGCCCUGGCUCAGAGGGGUUUUAGGCACCGUCCUCAGCGCCUGUCAGUGGGAACAGCACGGAGCAGCGCWGCACAGAAGAGAAAGGGUGGAGCCAAGCUCGCUCCGAUCCAGGAUAAGCUGACAAACCCAAAGCACUGAUUAGGAGCCACAAACAAUAUCUGGGACUUCUCCAGCCUCUGGAAACGAUGCGUGAAAUCCCACUGGCGUAUGACCGGUGGAAAACUUGCUCCUUCUACCUGGGCAGCUGCCGGCGGGCUUCCUCGGCUUAAUUUUGCAUCCAGCGUGUGAAGCAGGAGGAGAGACUUCCCACAGUCCCACCCCCAGCUGGACUCUGCCCUCCCCUGCUUUCCUCCGCUCCCGCUGUCCCGUUGCCGGCGCUCGCUCCUUGGAGCCCCGUUUGACCCCGCGCCCGCCGGAGGCUCCUGGAUGAGCAGGGAUCCCUGCAGGGGUGGCGUGGCCCCCCAGCCCUCCCGACCGCCGGCGCCUCUCCCCGAGCCCCACACUGGAUCAUGCAGUGCAUCCGAAGGCAGCCCAAGCGCACCGUGUCCCAGGAAAACAUCCUACUGGAGCAGAGCCGUAGAGUGGCCGCGUUGAAUGGCAUCAGGCUGGGCCUCAARGAUGACAAGGACCUCAAGUUCCUCCUGAAGGGCAGCCAGCUGCUAAAAGUGAAGUCAAGCUCCUGGAGAAAGGAGCGGUUCUACAAGCUCCAGGAGGACUGCAAAACCAUAUGGCAGGAGUCAAAGAAGGUGYUGAGAUCCCCUGAGUCACAGAUCUUYUCCAUUGAAGAUAUUCGGGAUGUGAGGUCAGGCCAUAAAACAGAAGGUAUGGAAAAAUACGCCAAGGAUGUCCCGGAGUAUCGCUGCUUUUCCAUCAUCUUCAAAGACCAGAGGAAAAACCUGGACCUCAUUGCGAGUUCAGARGAUGAUGCCAACCACUGGAUCGCCGGCCUUGGGAAAAUCAUCGCCCACAGCAACUCCAUGAACCAGAAACAGAAACUCCAACACUGGAUCCACACCUGCCUGCGGAAAGCUGAUAAAAACAAAGACAACAAGAUGAGCCUGAAAGAGCUCAAAGACUUCCUGAAAGAAGUGAACAUUGAAGUCGAUGACUAUCAUGCCAAGAAGAUUUUCCAGCCCUGGUGCAGAUUACGGCUGGCCUAUGCCAAAAGGAAAGAAGGUUUUCACUCCUUCUCCCCUCUACGUUUACAGCACUGUGACAAGUCCAAAACAGAGGCUCUGGAGGAUGAUGAGAUAGAGGAAUUUUACAAGAUACUGACAGAGAGGAAGGAAAUAGACAGCAUCUUCCAAAGGUAUUCAGACCCAGAAGGGUUCAUGUCCUGCCAGAACCUGGUGAGGUUUCUCUAUGAGAUGCAGCAGGAAGAAGAUGCYGUUGUUGCUGCCCCUGCCUUAAUUCAGAAAUAUGAACCCAACGAAAGAGCCAAGAGGGGCAACGCCAUGACCAAGGACGGCUUCCUGAUGUACCUGCUGUCAGACGAGGGGAACAUAUUCAACCCCUCCCAUCGGAAAGUUUAUCAGGACAUGACCCAGCCUCUCAGUCACUACUUGGUGUCAUCCUCACACAACACCUAUCUCAUGGAAGACCAGAUCACAGGGCCAAGCAGCACAGAGGCCUAUAUCAGAGCCCUCACCAAAGGCUGUCGCUGUGUGGAGCUGGAUUGCUGGGAUGGCCCCAACUCGGAGCCCGUCAUUUAUCAYGGCUACACUCUCACCUCCAAGAUCCUCUUCAGUGAUGUCAUUAAGGCCAUCAAGAACUAUGCAUUCAAAACCUCACCGUACCCUGUGAUCAUCUCCCUGGAGAACCACUGCAGYGUGGACCAGCAGAAGGUCAUGGCUCAGCACAUGACCACCAUCCUGCAGGACAUGCUCUUGGUCGCCCCAGUCGAUGGAAAYAAAUCCCAGUUCCCAUCCCCAGAGCAAUUGAAAGGGAAGAUCCUGGUGAAAGGCAAGAAGCUGAGCAGGGAGGAAGACCCYGUAAAUGGGAACAACAACCUGGAGGCUGAGGAUGUCUCUGAUGAAGAUGAAGCUGCUGAAAUUGAAGAUGAAUCUGUGAAGACCAAAGUGGAGCAGAAGGGGAAGAGUGACACCUUGAAGCUGGCCAAGGAGCUGUCAGACACAGUUGUCUACUGCAAGAGUGUCCAUUUUGAAGGCUUUGAUGACCCCAGCCAUCCUCGGGCUUUCUAUGAGAUGUCGUCGUUCUCGGAGAGCAAAGCUCUGAAACUGGCCCAGGAGUCUGGAACCAGUUUUAUCCAUCACAACAUCAGGCACUUGAGCCGGAUCUACCCAGCAGGCUGGAGGACAGACUCUUCCAACUACAGCCCCGUGGACCUGUGGAACGUUGGCUGCCAGAUUGUUGCCCUAAAUUUCCAGACAGCAGGCACAGAAAUGGAUGUGUACCAGGGUCGGUUCCAGGACAAUGGGUUUUCUGGGUAUGUCCUGAAACCAGAAUUCCUCCGGGAUGAGCAAACCAAAUUCAAUCCAAAAUCCAUCACAGAAGGAACAUGGGGGACAAAGAAGAAGCUCCUGCUUAAAAUUAUCUCUGGUCAGCAGCUGCCAAAGGUGAACAAAAGCAAAAACUCCAUUGUAGAUCCCAAGGUAACAAUAGAGAUCCACGGUGUCCAGCAGGACAACAACAAGAAGCAAACCAAGGUCAUCGAAAACAAUGGCUUUAACCCCAACUGGAAUGAAGAGUUUACAUUCGACAUAGAAAUCCCUGCRCUUGCCCUGGUCCGGUUUGUGGUGGAGGACUUCGACAUGUCAACCAAAAAUGACUUCAUCGGGCAAUACACCCUUCCCUUCACRAGUCUGAAGCAAGGUUAUCGCCACAUCCAUCUCCUGACCAAGAACGGAGACCCGUACUCCUCCUCCACCCUCUUUGUGUACAUCAACAUCCAGGACUGUGAUUAGCAGCCUGGCUCCUCCAGGCCCCAGUGAGCCUCCUUACAGACCUGGAAGGAAUUCAGUGUGUGAACUCUGCCAAAGCCAGG